AUGACAUUCAUUCCACAAUCACCAUUUUCAAGAAGAACUCAACAACUCAUCACCCACAACAAUUCCACCGUUGAAGAAAACUCUUUCCAAUCCAACGACUUGCUCUAUGUCACCAACAGCAAUCAUGCCAACAUCACAUUGACGGGAGACCGAUGCAUGAAAAUUAUUCUUGAUGGAAAUAAUAAUUCCACACUCACUUUUAAUGUGAAUUCUAUCACUACAGGAUUUGUAGAAGUCAUGAAAUGUGAUCAUACCAAAAUUGUGGUCGGAGCUAAUUGUGCUCACAAAAUUACCAUAUUACAACUCGAUAAUUUGAACAAUUGUGAAAUUGUUUUUAACAUUGCCAAUGAAAACUCAAAUGUUGAAUAUUUGGCCAAUUUCUGUUCAGAAUUGUCAAUUAUUUCAAAUAUAGAAUGUAAGAAUAUCAAGAUGGUUAUUCAAACAGAGUCUGGAACUGUUUUAUUAGAUUCAUUGUUAAUUUUUGAAGCUGUGGACGACGAUAUGUUACAACAUAACAGAAGUUCUAUCCAAUUCAAAUCCAAAUUCAUUCAAUCCAGUGUGGAUCAAACCAUUUCCUUGGAAACUGAACUGAUCAUUCGUGAAGGAGUCAAUGGAUACAUCUCAACUAGAAAAGAGAAACAAGCCAAAGAUAAUCUCCUAAAAGAAUUUGAUGAAAAGAUGGAGAAAUUACUUUUAAAGGAUGGACUUAACAAGUAG
Molecule: messenger RNA, 717 nt
Organism: Naegleria lovaniensis
Lineage: Eukaryota; Heterolobosea; Eutetramitea; Acrasida; Naegleriidae
Exons: 1
Coding region: 1-717 (238 amino acids)
Source: RefSeq, a predicted model, not a curated record